Molecule: messenger RNA, 2552 nt
Organism: Cervus elaphus (red deer)
Lineage: Eukaryota; Metazoa; Chordata; Mammalia; Artiodactyla; Cervidae
Product: zinc finger protein 548-like
Biological process (GO): regulation of DNA-templated transcription
Source: RefSeq, a predicted model, not a curated record
GACGUGGCCAUAUAUUUCUCCCAGGAGGAGUGGGGACUUCUUGAUGAGGCUCAGAGACUCCUGUACUGUCAAGUGAUGCUGCAGAACAUUGCACUUUUGUCCUCCGUAGGGCCCCAUGGCAGUAGUAGAGGUGCUCAUGAGUCCUGUACAGGACUGUGUGGUCUUCGAGGACGUGGCUGUAUAUUUCUCCCAGGAGGAGUGGGGCCUCCUUGAUGAAGCUCAGAGACACCUGUACCGUGCUGUGAUGACAGAGAACUUGGCACUUGUGACCUCCCUGGGUUGUUGGCAUGGAGCCCAGGGUGAGGAGGCCUCUUCUGAGCAAGAUGUUUCUAUAGGGAUGUCAGAGGUCAGGACUGCAAAGCCAGAUCCAUCCUCCAGGAAGGCCCAGCCCAGUGACAUGUGUGGCCCACUCUCCAGAGACCAUUUGCCCCUGCCUGAGCAUGACGGAAUGUACCCUGAUGAAGGACUGUACAUUUGUGGAGCAGACCUUUUCCAGCACCAGAAGGAGAUUAGAGACAAACUUUGCAGAAGGGCUGAGGGGCAGCCUUCAUUUCUGACCAACAGCAGUGUUCACACAGGAGAGAGGACCUUGACCUGCAGUGGAGAUUGGAAGCCCUUCCCAGGCAGCACAGGCCUUCUGCAGCAGCUGGGCCCUCGUGGUGUGGGGCAGCCACAUGGGGACACUGAGUGUCAGGAGGCCUUUGGUCGUGAACAGAGUGGUUACAGGUGCGCUCGGUGUGGGAAAACCUUCAGCCGAAAACAGAUACUUGUUGAGCACCAGAAAAUCCACACUGGAGUAAGGCCUCAUGAGUGCAGCAUAUGCGGCAUGGCCUUCAUUAGAAAGUUUCACCUUGUUCAGCACCAGAGAAUUCACACUGGAGAAAGGCCUUUUCGGUGCAGCGAAUGUGGGAAAUGUUUUAGGUACAACUCCACGCUCAUUAGUCAUCAGCGAGUUCACACUGGAUUAAGGCCUUAUGAGUGCAGCAAAUGUGGGGAAUUUUUCAAGUACAAUGCCAACUUCAUGAAACAUCAGAGAAAGCACAAUGGAGAAAGGCCUUUUGAGUGCAGAGAAUGUGGAAAAUUCUUUAGGUAUAACUAUAGACUGAUAAGACAUGGGAGAGUUCACACUGGAGAAACUCCUUAUAAGUGCAUUGAAUGUGGGAAGUUUUUCAGGUACAGCUCCACAUUCAUUAGACAUCAGAGAGUUCAUACUGCAGAAAAGCCUUAUAAGUGUAAUGAAUGUGGGAAAUUCUUUAGGUACAAUUCCACACUCAUUAAACACCAGAGAGUUCAUACCGGAGAAAGGCCUUAUGAGUGCAGUGAAUGUGGAAAAUUUUUUAGGUACACGUCCACCCUCAUUAGACAUCAGAGAGUUCAUACGGUAGAAAGGCCUUAUGAGUGCAGCUUGUGUGGGGAAUACUUUAAGUACAAAUCCAAACUCAUUAAACAUUGGCAAAAUCACACUGGAGAAAGGCCUUAUGAGUGCAGUGAAUGUGGGAAGGCCUUUAGGUAUCACUGCAGACUCAUUAGACAUAAGAGAGUUCACAGUGGAGAGAGGCCUUAUGAGUGCAGCGAAUGUGGGAAAUUCUUUCGGUACAACUCCAACCUCAUUAAACAUUGGAGAAAUCACACUGGAGAGAGGCCUUAUGAGUGCAGAGAAUGUGGGAAAGCCUUUAGCCACAAGCAUAUACUUGUUGAGCAUCAGAAAAUCCAUACCGGAGAAAGGCCUUAUGAGUGCAGCAGAUGUCACAAAGCCUUCAUUAGGAAGUCCCACCUUGUUCAUCACCAGAAGAUUCACAGAAGACACUAUGAGUGCUGUGAAUGUGGGGAACUCUUUAGAUACAACUCCAACCUCAUGAAGCAGGGAGUUCAGUGGUAGAGACCUUUGGAAGGGGCCUGCUGUAUAGCACAGGAAACUAUUCUAUAUCAUGUAAUAAGUUAUAAUGGAAAAGAAUCUGGGAAAGAAUUUUAUAUAUAAAACUGAAUCAUUUUGAUAUAUGCCUGAAACACUGUACAUCAACUAUGCUUCAAUUAAAAAAGAAAAGACCAUUAUAAGUACAGAAGCUAUGGUAAAUGAGGUACUACUCCAAACUCCUAACUCAUAGGUGCUGGAGAAGCCCCUAUGAGUUAUGUUGGACUGUGUUCACUUCUGAGUACAGCAAACAUGGAAAGUUGUUUUGGUACAGCUCCCCACUUUAGACAUCAAGAAUUCAUACCAAAGCAGACCUUUUCAGUGAAUGUAAGUUUUUAUCUUAAACUCCAACCCAAUUAAAUGUCAAUGAUUUCACAAUGGAGAAACGCCUUAGUGCAGCAGUUAUGGACAUAUGUUCUGCCAAAACUUCGACCUUAUUCAGCACCAAAAAGUUCACACCAGAGGGAGUAUUGCAAAUGGAGAAAGACUAGCAAGUUGCUCUAAUCUGUCCCUGAGAACAUCUUUUUUUUUUGAUGAUAGUAAAAUAUAUCUAACAAUGCUGGGCUUCCCUGGUAGCUCAGCUGGUAAAGAGUCCACCUGUAGUUCAGGAGACCCCGAUUUGAUUCCUGGGUUGGGAAGA